Molecule: messenger RNA, 2623 nt
Organism: Linum trigynum
Lineage: Eukaryota; Viridiplantae; Streptophyta; Magnoliopsida; Malpighiales; Linaceae
Source: the annotation of a GenBank genome assembly
AAAACUAAAAAGCUAUAUUAAAAUCCAGCUAUGAUACGCUGUUUGUUUCCUUCAAUCGACGGACCUCGAUUUCCCUUGCUGUACCUUCAUAUUAAUCCAGCCUUUGUUUAUAAGGGUGACUCAAAAGAAAGAGAGAGAAGCAGAGCAAUAAAACCCCUACCCGCCCCCAAAGCCAAAGCAAGAAAGAGAAAGCAAAAACAGAGCAAGAGAAAGCAGCUGAAAGGAGAAGAGAAGAGAGAAAGCGAAUCCCACCCAAGUUGAAGAAGGAGGAGGAGAGAAAAGGGUUUUCAAGAUAGGGUGCUUCGGGGGAAGGAGUAGGUACAGCCGGCAGAAGAGUAGCGGUGAAACAAUGGAGACCGCUCAGCCACAGCCGCCGCCGUCGUCGCAGCCUCAGCCACAGCCACAGCAGAAGCAGCUGAAUCAGCUGAUGGUUCAGCAGCCCUCGGGGAGCCUGAGCUUCAGCAGUCAGAUGUCGAAGGAAGACGAGGAGAUGUCGAGGUCGGCGCUGUCCAAUUUCAGGGCUAAGGAGGAGGAGAUCGAGAAGAAGAAGAUGGAGGUGAGGGAGCGGGUCCAGGCUCAGAUGGGCCGGGUCGAGGAAGAAACCAAACGCCUCGCCUUGAUUCGUGAGGAGCUGGAAACUUUGGCAGACCCCAUGAGGAAAGAAGUAUCUCUUGUGAGGAAGAAGAUUGAUUCAGUGAAUAAGGAAUUGAAGCCACUAGGACAAUCAGUCCAGAAGAAGGAGAAAGAGUACAAGGAUGCUCUUGAUGCUUUUAAUGAUAAGAACAAGGAGAAAGUACAGCUCGUUACCAAGCUAAUGGAGUUUGAACAGCUGGUGACCGAAAGCGAGACACUAAGGCUGAAGAAGCUUGAUGAGCUGAGUAAGAGCAUAGACACAGCCCGCUGAUUUGAUCGAUCCAAUGCCUCUCUCCCCGGGGCUGAUGACUGAUUUUAGGGCUCUUUGUGCAAGUGUUACUGCUUGCUGCUGCUGAUGGUGAUGAAGAUGACUGUGGUUGUAUUUAAGUUGACCUUAUUUAUAUUCAUAUGAGGGUGUAUUUUCUUUUUCUUCUUCUUUUCAAUGGGGGGGUUUGGUGUAAUUCUAUAUCUUUUGUUUGUUUCUGUUAGCAAAUUUUAAUGGAGUUUCAUUAGUAGGUGGGUUUUUAGGAGGGGGUAACACAUUAUAAUGGACAGGGUUUGUAACUAGAAAGUGUUUAUUUUGGUUGUCCUCUCUCAACUUCUUAAUGGUUUUCCUUUUGUAGCUUCUUUCUGUGGUUUGUUCUGUGAAAAAGAAUGAGUUUGGUACAGUGUUCAAUCUCACUUUAUUGCAGCAUAGCUAAGUUUCAAUUUCCUGCUCUUAACUCAGGGUUUUGCUGGUUUAGUCUUUAUGACGAGAAUUUUGCUCGCUUCUAUGAAUGCAAACUUCAGUCCCAUGAGUAUUUUAGCCAUCCGUGUGGAUGGCUGACUCGAGUCAUUCCAAGUCCAGGUCCUUGGGAAUUGCUCCUAGAUUAGAUCCUUUUGUUGGUCCCUCGAGAUGCUGACUUAGUUUUGUGGACAUUUAGACUCGGAUCCUCUGAAGUCAAGAUCAAGGAGUAGGAUUGUUUGUGAACUUCAAUGGCAGUCAAAUCAAUGUGAUUAUUUGAUUACCUCUCAUUGCUCUCCUACAAGCUUUGCUACCAGGCAAGCUACCCUGCAGAGAGUUUCUUCAGCACUCGUGCAGUAUUGCUCAGGGUUCGUCGGAUGCUUCUGCAGUAUCGCUCGUCCCUAUGCUACACACAGGGCCACCAUUGUAGGCAUGAUAGAGCUUGGAAGCAGUAGAGAAAAGCUUUGAUCCGGUAAUGAGCGAGGUAGGGCGUGUCCUUUAGUAGCUGCUGUCAGUUGAGUAAGGGAAAACGAAGAAUAAAGUGGUAGGAAGUAAAGGAAACGUUGUACAGAAAGCCAUAUCAAGCCGUUCACAAAGGGCUAUUAUAAAGCCUUUGAUUCUUCUCAGUGCCGGAAAAAAGAAAAGGGCUUUUUGUUUACAAUAUGGGUCUCUCUUUACUCUUCGGCAAUCCAGAAUCACCUAACCAUCCAUGCAACAGCAGCCAACCCAAAAGUGGUGCAGUUUCCUUAGCAAUGAAAAUUCUCAAAGCAAUAAAGAUGUGUGUCACAAACUUUAAGCAUGAUCCUAGUUAGUUGUGUGUACAAAUUGUCUUUAUGGUUGGCAUGACAAAAAUGUUUGUAUGAAUCUGAAAGGGUCAGAUAUGAUAAAAUUUGAAAGAGCAACGAGAAAGAGUAAAAUCAGUGGGGAGCUAAGAAUCUGAAUUUGGUGAAGCUGACCUGAAUCGUGCUGAUGUCUUAUUGGCUACUCUAUUUCUUCUAUUUGUUACAAAUUUUACAUUUAAUUUUAUCUAAUAUUUUUCAUAUUUGAGAAAGACGGCCCUACUGACUUUAACCUACCUCCUACACUAAAUAAAAUUCAAUUAUCAAGAAUUGACUAAAGUGAUAGGAGAUGAAGUUUGUAUAAUGUGUUGUUCGAAUUCAAAUAUUAAAAAGACCAAACAAUAUAAACCCAACAUACACAAAUUUGAUAGCUACAAUUCGAGAAAGACUUACCCCAUCCUCUCAACAAUUAAAUUAUUUAAACAUG